Messenger RNA from Oryza sativa Japonica Group (Japanese rice), 2451 nucleotides. NCBI's taxonomy places the organism in Eukaryota, Viridiplantae, Streptophyta, Magnoliopsida, Poales, Poaceae. The record is from RefSeq and is a predicted model, not a curated record.
UCGCGGAGUUUCACAUGGAGGAGGGAAGAAUGGAAUGAGCGCCAGGCGUCGCGUCGGCGCGCGCGUGAGUGCGUGAUUUGUGUUGGUUGUCUUCCUCUUGGCUUCGCUUCGCUGCUUUGCCGCGCCUUCGCCGAGGGAGGCCGACCAACGCAUCAAUCAAACACACAAGCACACCACGCGGACGCAGCAGCAGGGGAGGAGACAAUUUCCUAUUCUUCCUCGCCCCGCGUCGCCUCGCCUGAGUCUGACUCUCCAAACGCCGACCAGUGACGCCGCGAGCCUUGCCCCUUGCCCGCGCAGAUCUCACCAAACCCUACCAGAUCUGCGCCCCGCCAUGGACUCCGCCGCCGGCGGUGGCGGCCUCACGGCCAUCCGCCUGCCCUACCGCCACCUCCGCGACGCCGAGAUGGAGCUCGUCAGCCUCAACGGCGGCACCCCCCGCGGAGGCUCCCCCAAGGACCCCGACGCCACGCACCAGCAGGGGCCCCCCGCCGCCCGUACCACCACCACCAGGAAGCUCGUCCUCGCCUGCAUGGUCGCCGCCGGCGUGCAGUUCGGCUGGGCGCUUCAGCUCUCGCUCCUCACGCCCUACAUCCAGACCCUAGGAAUAGACCAUGCCAUGGCAUCAUUCAUUUGGCUUUGUGGACCUAUUACUGGUUUUGUGGUUCAACCAUGUGUUGGUGUCUGGAGUGACAAAUGCCGUUCAAAGUAUGGAAGAAGGAGACCGUUCAUUUUGGCUGGAUGCUUGAUGAUAUGCUUUGCUGUAACUUUAAUCGGAUUUUCUGCAGACCUUGGUUACAUUUUAGGAGAUACCACUGAGCACUGCAGUACAUAUAAAGGUUCAAGAUUUCGAGCAGCUAUUAUUUUCGUUCUUGGGUUCUGGAUGUUGGAUCUCGCAAACAAUACAGUUCAAGGUCCUGCUCGUGCCCUUUUAGCUGACCUUUCAGGUCCUGAUCAGUGUAAUUCUGCAAAUGCAAUUUUUUGCACAUGGAUGGCUGUUGGAAACGUUCUUGGUUUUUCAUCUGGUGCUAGUGGGAAUUGGCACAAGUGGUUUCCUUUUCUAAUGACAAGAGCAUGCUGUGAAGCUUGUAGUAAUUUGAAAGCCGCUUUUCUGGUUGCAGUUGUAUUCCUUUUGUUUUGUAUGUCUGUUACCCUGUACUUUGCUGAAGAGAUCCCGCUGGAACCAACAGAUGCACAACGAUUAUCUGAUUCUGCGCCUCUCCUGAAUGGUUCUAGAGAUGAUAACAAUGCAUCAAAUGAACCUCGUAAUGGAGCACUUCCUAAUGGUCAUACAGAUGGAAGCAAUGUCCCAGCUAACUCCAACGCUGAGGACUCCAAUUCAAACAGAGAGAAUGUCGAAGUUUUCAAUGAUGGACCAGGAGCAGUUUUGGUGAAUAUUUUGACUAGCAUGAGGCAUCUACCUCCUGGAAUGUACUCUGUUCUUCUAGUUAUGGCUCUAACAUGGUUGUCGUGGUUUCCCUUUUUCCUUUUUGAUACUGACUGGAUGGGACGUGAGGUUUACCAUGGGGACCCAAAUGGCAACUUGAGUGAAAGGAAAGCUUAUGACAACGGUGUCCGAGAAGGUGCAUUUGGUUUGCUAUUGAAUUCAGUUGUCCUUGGAAUUGGGUCCUUCCUUGUUGAUCCACUAUGCCGACUGAUGGGUGCUAGACUGGUUUGGGCAAUCAGCAACUUCACAGUGUUUAUCUGCAUGCUGGCUACAGCAAUAUUAAGUUGGAUCUCUUUUGAUUUGUACUCAAGUAAACUUCACCACAUCAUUGGAGCAAAUAAAACAGUGAAGAAUUCAGCCUUGAUUGUUUUCUCCCUACUUGGACUGCCACUCUCGAUCACAUAUAGCGUUCCUUUUUCUGUGACUGCUGAGCUGACUGCUGGAACAGGAGGUGGACAAGGUCUGGCAACAGGAGUCCUGAACCUUGCAAUCGUUGUUCCGCAGAUAGUAGUGUCACUAGGAGCAGGUCCAUGGGAUGCUCUCUUUGGGGGAGGGAACGUCCCUGCUUUCGCCUUGGCUUCCGUUUUCUCACUAGGAGCUGGUGUCCUCGCGGUCCUUAAGCUACCCAAGCUGCCAAACUCUUACAGAUCUGCUGGGUUCCAUGGAUUUGGCUGAGCAGAACACCAGCCGCAUGGUGUGUAACAUUGAGAAAUGCAACUCCAUUUUGCCAUUCGUUUACAGUGAAAUGAUUCUUUUUACCUACUACUACAACAGAAUAAGCUGAAAAGAUAGAGAUUAGGAUAGAGAGCUAGGUAACUAGUCCAGUUAGGUUGAUGUGCAUACAAGGCAAUUGGAAGGUGUAAGAGCUGUAUCUACUUUUUUGACAGAAAAAUGUAAGCUCUGCCCGAAUGACAUGGCGGAUAGAUUUUACAAUGGAUGUAAUCAUGUACUAUAUAUAACACGUUUUGGUCACAGCUUGCCAAGUUUCAUGUAUAGUACUGCUA